Molecule: messenger RNA, 1002 nt
Organism: Symbiodinium necroappetens
Lineage: Eukaryota; Dinophyceae; Suessiales; Symbiodiniaceae
Source: the annotation of a GenBank genome assembly
AUGGGAAGGCCGAGCCAGACGAGCAGCGAAGAUUCCAUCCUGGACUUGAGGGUGCCGGCCGAGAGGCAAGACAGUGCCCCCAGCCAGAGCAGCGGCCACGGCCCUGCACCAAGUCCCGGGCGCAGCGAGGAUUCCGGGGCAUCCGAUACGGACCUGCACGUGGAAGCGAUGAUACCAACUCUGGUAGAACGCGUUGCCAAGAUGGAUGUGGUAAACCCAGAGGUCUUGAGGGUGACCCCGGUAUUUCGCGCCUUGGAGCAUUUUGCUGCAGCAUUGCGUGUUGGAUCUGCUGGGGAUUUUUACCACAAGAGUCACCAGAGCCAAAGAAUAUCAACAUUUUGGAGUCACUCUUGGCACGGAGGGCAUUGGAAGAAGAUCUUCGCCAUUGUAACUCUCUACAACGGCACUGCUGCAGUAUUCUUGUCUUUGCUCACCGGGGCAUGCAUGAUGUUGCUCUUUAGUCUGGGGACCCUUGCUGGAAUUGACCGUGGAUGGUUGGAUGACAGCUUUCAGUGGUCUUGUUGGUCAACAUUUUCAGGGUUCGUCCUCGCAAAUCUAGUAUUGAUUUUCUGGCGACCACGCACUGCAGUUUUCCUUGACCGUAUAUGUAUCAGCCAAAGUGAUGCUCGCUUGAAGACGGAGGCCAUACUCAGCCUGGCAGGGCUUUUGAAAAAUUCCGACGGAAUGCUUAUUCUGUGGGACCCAACGUGGACUGAGAGGUUGUGGUGCUUGUUUGAGCUUGCCGCAUUCCUGAAAAGCAAGACGUCACAACAGCAGCACCUCGUCGUCAGGCCCAUCUUCAUGGGACCGCUUUCCAUCGCAGUCUAUCUUACUUUUGCUGCUGUUGCAAUGACAAUCGCAACAGUACCUAUACGUGCCCACGAAGAAAAAAGCUUCGUGCAGCUGCUGUCAGCCAUCGUCUUCUGCGCGUUUGUGGUUGCAGUCCCCACUGCCAGCACCAUCCGAAGCUACUUUCGCGACUUGGACACCAUGAAGCUGUAG